Molecule: messenger RNA, 876 nt
Organism: Ctenocephalides felis (cat flea)
Lineage: Eukaryota; Metazoa; Arthropoda; Insecta; Siphonaptera; Pulicidae
Product: BLOC-1-related complex subunit 5-like
Exons: 4
Coding region: 1-876 (291 amino acids)
Biological process (GO): organelle transport along microtubule; lysosome localization; positive regulation of anterograde synaptic vesicle transport
Cellular component (GO): cytoplasmic side of lysosomal membrane; synaptic vesicle membrane; BORC complex
Source: RefSeq, a predicted model, not a curated record
AUGGGUUCUGAGCAAUCAUCGGCGGCGGCUGCUCGGGAGGCAAGUUCUAACGCCAGGAGGAGCGAGAGCCCCCGCAGUGGCGGCAGGUUGGUACGCGGCCACACGAUCGCUGCCUCCGGAUGCGAGGCCGCCAAAAUGGAGCGGCCUACAAGCAUAUCUCCUGGACCGAGCGUCUGUUCUGACGCCGAUUUGCCGUAUAUAUCAUACACUGUCAAUCGACCUAUUGGAGAUUCACCAAAAUUAAAAAACAAGAAUCUCAAACAACCUCUAAUGACGAGGUCGCGAAGCACGGGCCUGGGCAAGAACAAAAAUCAGGCCCAAGGCGGCAAAUAUUCUUCAAACAGCAAACAGCCGCCAGCAAGCGCUUCUGCAGCUUUAGGACGCGCAACUAAGGCGCAUAAUAUUGUUGUUGUGAAAUCAGGAGCUGCACAAGGGGGACCAGAAUCGGAUCCUGACAUUCAAAGACUUCAAAGCAUUCCAAUGUUUUUACCUGUUAUGAGAGGGACUUUGAAUUUACCAUCUCAUAGGGAUCCAGAGGUAUUAGAACGCUUGCAGCCUGCACCACUACGCGCCCUUUGUCUUAAAAUGCAAGCUCAUUAUGCAACGAGGGCUAAUGAUGUGGCAGCUGAACAAAAUAAUAUUGUUCAAAAAAUAAAAGAGACUGAUGCAGAUAUAAAUCGUCUGAUGGCUGGUUUAACGGACAACCAGAAACGUUAUGCAAAGUACGCGGAAAAACUAUCAAAGGUUUAUGAUGUUUCACAUCAGGUUAAGAAAUGUCAUAUGCUCUUAAGUCAAACUUUAGAAAGUUUAAAUACUUUGAAUAAUUGUUUGCCUUUAGAGGAUAGACUAGAACCAUUUGUCUGGUCAGCCAGUUAA